This is a messenger RNA of Ramularia collo-cygni, 1071 nucleotides long. RefSeq lists its product as uncharacterized. The record is from RefSeq and is a predicted model, not a curated record. NCBI's taxonomy places the organism in Eukaryota, Fungi, Ascomycota, Dothideomycetes, Mycosphaerellales, Mycosphaerellaceae. Bases 1 to 1071 code for a protein of 356 amino acids. The transcript has 2 exons.
AUGCCUGUUGGCCUGAGCCUCAGCGUACGUAAAACUCACACUGCUGUGAGCAACUUGCAAGAGAUUCAGUAUGCUUUGUCGGAGAUUUCAGAACUAGCAGACGCUGGCGAAACCAUCGACGCUGAUACCCUUCGAUGCAUCCUGGACGACGCCGAGUACAGUGUGGGAGAGCUCGCUAGAUUGUUCACCGCUGCAGACCCCAUCUUCUACAAUGUUCGCCAAACCUCCAGAUCAGCCGCUCUCGCACAAAAGACAUUUGCUGCGACGGAAUUGUUGGAAAUGGUGCUUCUGAAUCUAAGUCCUAGGACUCUUUUCAAUGCUCAGCCCACUAGCAAGAAGUUCUUCGAGACAAUCGAAGCGUCUUCGAAGCUGCAGCGGAAAAUGAUGCUGAAUCGAAGCAACCGCGACGUAUUCUCGACUUUCCUGCCUAGCGGCGGGUGGAGAUGCAACAUAGAAACUCUUCUCGGACUGUCAUAUCGGAUCAGGCCCCCGGCUGUCUUUUACGAGGAUGAAGAGGACACCGCUCCUUUCUACACCGGAGGAACGGACAGGGCCGAUAUGGACUUGUUCGUCUACGUCGAUCCAGGCCAAUUGCCGAGAGUGGGUGCAAGGUGCCAGAAGAUUCUGCUGUGCGAACCAAUCAUCACGAGCAUCACCGUUUUCCCGGGCUGCUGCGGUGCGAUUGGAAGCUCGGAGUACCCCAUUAUCUGGAGGAGCGAAGAACAAGACAGCGUGCACGAGAUUAGCAAUCCGUCUGGUAUGACUAUCGGGGACAUAUACAAAGCUGCAAGUCUUGUGGAAGCGCACCCAGAGUGUCAUUUCAGGGGCGUAACAUUUCGCGGUACCAUCAGUGUCCGGCGUGCUGAUCCAGUCGCACGAAGGUAUCUCGACAUAUGGGAAGCGUCACAGAGUUCCAAUGAGUCUGUAGAGUUCGAGGACUUCCAAGGCCCGUUGGAAAUCCCACAGGCGGAAGAUGGGACCGUGAAUGAGCGUGAUGAGGCAGACAGUGAGGCAGAAAACGAAACGCUCAAGGCAGCAGAUGAGCUGUAUGACGAAUUGACCGAGCCAUGA